Gigantopelta aegis is the source of this 681-nucleotide messenger RNA. RefSeq lists its product as uncharacterized. Gene Ontology annotation, cellular component: nucleus; cytoplasm. NCBI's taxonomy places the organism in Eukaryota, Metazoa, Mollusca, Gastropoda, Neomphalida, Peltospiridae. The transcript has 6 exons. Gene Ontology annotation, biological process: negative regulation of gene expression. The record is from RefSeq and is a predicted model, not a curated record. Bases 178 to 681 code for a protein of 167 amino acids. Gene Ontology annotation, molecular function: transcription corepressor activity.
GGAUGCCGUACCAUGCAACCUAUUGCUAACGAAUCAUUGGCUGGAGCAAUCGAAACCAUCGGAAAAGCUUCCCUGAGUUGGCCGAGGUGUCAUUUGACAUUCAUUUUCAGAGAGUUAUUAUUCUAAAAGGAAACUAAUAAAGCUGUAUGAAGGAAGGACGACAGAACUGGCUUGGAGAUGGAGUUUUUUCUGGCGAAAGGCGCGAUUACUGACCAAAAGGUUAAUGUUAUUGUAAACUAUGUCCUGUCAGAUGUACGACUGACUGUGCCAGACAAACUGCCUGACUUUAUAAAUAGACAUCCAGAUGGCUCGAUAGAAUAUCGUCCCCGACUUCUUGUGUGGUCAGAGCAAGCUAAGGAUAUGAUAGGUACAACUAUUACAAAAUGCCUUAAAACGGCAGAAGCAAACGGCCUAACCUCUAUUGCUUUUCCCACACACGCUAUGGCAGAGCUUCAAUAUCCAGCAACUGACGUGGCAAAAAUCUUUUUUAAAACAAUCAUAGAGUUCGCGACAAAAAAUCCACGCCAUGUGAGAAAAGUUGUACUCGUUGUUUUGGAUUCCAACAUGGAUUUCAUCAAGGCAUUUCAGAAUGAGCGACUGAACCAUUUGUUUGACACAAAUAUUCAGCUUAAUUCACAACUGGACCAAACAAUUGUUUCUUCAAAGCAUGCAUAUCAUUAA